AUGAAGUUCAGCGCGCUUACGCUUUUGGCACUUGGUGCCUCGGCCACCGCCUACGUUGUCAACGACAAGAAGGUCGUGACUAAUAAUGCCGUCGAGGCUCGUGUAGUGGUAAGUCAACUGAAAGAUUCAGUACCAAGAUUACCUGCUAAAGUCCCGAAGGGAAGCGGACCAGUCCGUGCAUCUGCUCUCGUAGCUGCUUUGCAAGCUCGUGACCCCGAGCCCCACCAUAAGGGCAAGGGCCGCAAGGGAAAGAACAACAAGCGUGAGGUUGAGGUUGAGGCUCGCCAGGAGGAGUUCGACCAGGCUGCUGAUGACGCUCACUGGGCGGACCUUCACACCCGUGAGCCCCACCACAAGGGCAAAGGUCGCAAGGGAAAGAACAACAAGCGCGAGCCUGAGCCUGUUGUUGAGAUCGAAGUCCGCCAUCACAAGGGCAAAGGUCGUAAGGGCAACAACAAGCGUGAGGUUGAGAUCGAGGCCCGCCACCACAAGGGCAAGGGUCGCAAGGGAAAGAACAACAAGCGCGAGGACGAGAACGAGCCUGAUGAGAAUGAGGCCGACGAGGAUGAGGCCGAUGAGGUGACCAAGCGUGAGCCUCACCACAAGGGCAAGGGCCGCAAGGGAAAGAACAACAAGCGCGAAGUCGAGGUUGAAGCUCGUCAAGAGUUCGACCAGGCCGCCGAUGAUGCUCACUGGGCGGAUCUCCACACCCGUGAACCUCACCACAAGGGCAAGGGCCGCAAGGGAAAGAACAACAAGCGCGAAGUCGAGGUUGAGGCUCGUCAAGAAUUCGAUCAGGCCGCCGAUGAUGCUCACUGGGCCGACCUCCACACCCGCGACGCUGAAAUUGAGGCUCGCGAGCCCCACCACAAGGGCAAGGGCCGUAAGGGAAAGAACAACAAGCGCGAAGUCGAGGUCGAGGCUCGUCAGGAGUUCGACCAGGCUGCUGAUGACGCUCACUGGGCGGACCUUCACACCCGUGAGCCUCACCACAAGGGCAAGGGCCGCAAGGGUGGCAAGGGUGCCAACUAA
Messenger RNA from Ascochyta rabiei, 1032 nucleotides. RefSeq names its product Alpha-galactosidase. The record is from RefSeq and is a predicted model, not a curated record. The transcript has a single exon. Lineage: Eukaryota; Fungi; Ascomycota; Dothideomycetes; Pleosporales; Didymellaceae. Bases 1 to 1032 code for a protein of 343 amino acids.